Vitis riparia (riverbank grape) is the source of this 1938-nucleotide messenger RNA. Its product is annotated as protein BREVIS RADIX-like. The coding region runs from base 372 to 1484 and encodes 370 amino acids. Lineage: Eukaryota; Viridiplantae; Streptophyta; Magnoliopsida; Vitales; Vitaceae. The record is from RefSeq and is a predicted model, not a curated record. The transcript has 7 exons.
CUAACGUAAACCUCGCACCCAAGUAUCCAAAACCAUUCCAUUUUCGUACCUCCGCCGGAAUCUCGCCGCCGGCGGACAUUUCAUCAUUCUUUUUUCUAUUUUCUCUUCUGUCUUGAUUUCUCUAAACUUUCCAUAUAAUCGAUUUCACAUCUUCUGAGCCGGAUUCUCCGCCCUUCUGCUUUGAACCAAAUUGAUUUCGCAGUCUGGCUCCCCUGAAUCAUAGGGAUUGCGCUCUUUUCUGAUUCAGGGGUCCAUUUCGGGAGUGAAGGGUAGGAUGCAGAGCAGCGAGGAAGCUUAGAAAAAGGAGGGGAAAGAGAAGAAGGAGAAGAGGAAUUGCAGCAGUAGCAGCAGCUUUGUGACUCCACAUAGAAAUGCUGACGUGUAUAUCGUGCUCGAAGCAAACGGAGGAGGAUGGGAGAGGAGAGGAGGGCAGUGGAGGUGGGGCGCGUGGGACACCAAGUACAAAAGAAGCCGUCAAAAGCCUGACGGCGCAGAUCAAGGAUAUGGCCUUGAAAUUCUCGGGUGCUUACAGGCAAUGCAAGCCCUGCACUGGGUCCAGCAGCUACAAGAAGGGACACCGGCCUUAUCCUGACUUUGAUACCAUUUCAGAAGGGGUUCCAUACCCCUACUUAAGGCCGGGGAGCUCCAGUUCAACGCCUGCAUGGGAUUUCACAACCAGCAGCCAUAACCCUGGUGCAGGGUCUGACUCAAGGUUCACUGGGGUGUUGAGAGGUGAUCAGACACCCGGAGGGGUGUCCAUCUCGGCUCAGUCUUGUGAUGUUGUGCUGGAAGAUGAGGAUGAGCCCAAGGAGUGGAUGGCUCAGGUUGAGCCUGGAGUUCACAUCACUUUUGUGUCCCUCCCCAAUGGGGGAAAUGACUUAAAACGGAUCCGUUUCAGCCGGGAGAUGUUUAAUAAAUGGCAAGCUCAGCGAUGGUGGGGAGAGAAUUAUGACCGGAUCAUGGAGCUCUACAAUGUCCAGAGAUUCAACCGCCAAGCUCUACACACUCCUCCUAGGUCUGAGGACGAGAGAGAUUCAUCUUACUCGAGGAUGGGAUCGGCAAGGGAAAGCCCUAUGACUCCAUCACUAAACAAGGAAUGGAUUCCGAGAAACUAUUAUAAACCAUCUGGAAGUAAAGGGUACUUCCCAUCUGAACCUUCAGAUCAGUAUGGGAGUCAUCAAUACAAUGCGGGUUCAAGUGCUUAUGGCACAGGCGGCCCAAGGGGCGAGACAUCUUCCAUGGAUGCUUCACGGACAACAACCUCAUCUAGGGAUGAGGCGUCAGUUUCCAUUAGCAAUGCCAGUGACAUGGAGACUGAGUGGGUUGAGCAAGAUGAACCAGGAGUCUACAUUACCAUCAGACAGUUGGCUGAUGGCACAAGGGAGCUUCGGCGUGUCAGAUUCAGCCGUGAAAGAUUUGGUGAGGUCCAUGCAAAGACGUGGUGGGAAGAGAAUCGAGAGAGAAUACAAGCUCAAUACCUCUAAAUUUAGAUUUUUCACAAAACUACAACGUUGUUGGCGGCUGCAGUAAAAUGAACAGGCUAUGGUUGAAAGCUCCAUGGAAAUGAAACCAUUCCAUUUUGUUUCUUCGCAUGAAGCUAUUUUACUAGAUUGGAGUCGUUUCCACAAACAAGUUCAUCAUUGCCAAUGAUGGUUGAAGACUAAACAAAUGUUCUUCUCCUCCUGCAAAUCAUCCUUCGAUACAAUUUCAAAGUUAAGUUUACCAUUUUUGUACUGACUAGCCAUAUUCCAGAGGAUGGAAUUAUGAUUCGGAUGCUACUUAACCCUGAUGCGAUGAUUUCAUUUUCCCGGAUUCUCUUUGUUUAUGGAUGUCAUUAUAGACACCAUUUUGAAAAGCUUGAUAUAUGAAAUGUUUGUUUGUUUUUUUCUUCUCUGUUGUAACACAAAGGUUUUGGUAUGACAAAUGAAAUUGGAAUCA